Solanum verrucosum is the source of this 744-nucleotide messenger RNA. Its product is annotated as glycine-rich cell wall structural protein-like. Lineage: Eukaryota; Viridiplantae; Streptophyta; Magnoliopsida; Solanales; Solanaceae. The transcript is spliced from 4 exons. The record is from RefSeq and is a predicted model, not a curated record. Gene Ontology annotation, molecular function: protein binding. The coding region runs from base 1 to 744 and encodes 247 amino acids.
AUGUAUUUGUUAUCAAUUAAUUUUAAGGAGGUGGAUGGUGAUGAUGAUGGUGGUGGUGAUGGUGAUGAUGAUGGUGGUGGUGGUGGUGAUGGUGGUGAUGGUGGUGUUGGGGGUUCUACCGGAGGUUGUGGAAUAGUUGGGGGUUCUGCCGGAGGUGAUGGAAUAGUUGGGGGUUCUGCCGGAGAUGGUGCACUACUGGGGGUUUGUGCCGGAGAUGGUAAAAUACUGGGGGUUUGUGCCGGAGGUGGUGAGCUACUGGGGGUUUGUGCCGGAGAUGGUGAGCUACUGGGGGUUUGUGCCGGAGAUGGUGAGCUACUGGGGGUUUGUGCCGGAGAUGGUGAGCUACUGGGGGUUUGUGCCGGAGAUGGUGAACUACUGGGGGUUUGUGCCGGAGAUGGUAAAAUACUGGGGGUUUGUGUCGGAGAUGGUGAACUACUAGGGGUUUGUGCCGGAGAUGGUAAAAUACUGGGGGUUUGUGCCGGAGAUGGAGAACUACUGGGGGUUUGUGCCGGAGAUGGUGGACUGCCUUGGGUUUCUACUGGAGGUGGUGAACUGCCAGGGGAAUCUACUGGAGGUGGCGAACUACCUGGGGAUUUUUCUGGAGGUGGUGAAGUACCGGGGGUUUCUUCUAGAGGUGGUGCAGUACCGGGGGCUUCUUCUGGAGGUUGUGGAGUACCAGGGGCUUCUUCUGGAGGUUGUGGAGUACUUGGGGUUUCUUCUGGAGGUGGUGCAGUGGUGGAGUAA